AUUUCCGGCGCUCUGCGGGCGGCCAUGUUGGAGCGGAGAGUGCGGCGCAGAGGCGGGUGCGGGUCUGGCGGCGGCCGGUGCCUAGGGUUGUUUUUCCAGUAAUUUUGAAGCACCCGAUUGCCUAAUGCCAUGAAUAUUGCAGUGAACAAUGUGGAAGAAAAAGCUGUCCAUUCCUGGUCGAGAAUUUACUCUGCAGGACAAAAAGUGCUGGAGGAAGCCCUCCGAGUCUUCAAUCCCAUGUCGAAGGACCUUUCAGACACAGAAACCCAGCUGGUGGCCUUCAUUCAGGGCCUCAAGGAAGAGGGCUUCCAGCCCACAAUUCUGAGGAGCAAAGAUGUGUAUGGGUACAGCUCGUGCACAGCAGACACACCUAGCCAGGCGAAAGGGAGCACGCCGCACAGCUGUGCUGCUGCCACCACCUCCAGCCCCCCUAAGACUCCAGCUAGAAGCACUGCAGCCAUGGCGAGGGCAUCUGCUUCCCCCACCAGCAUUUCUGUGAACUCUUCGAGAGUUUCUCCGCCAGUCUCUAAAGGUGAUUCCACAAAUCUGCUGCUGAACUCCUUUAAGCAGACCAGGUCGGGGAAGUCCAAGGCCCCAGCUGUGGGCUUUCCUGCAAGCAUGUAUCCUGAUGUGUAUCCGGCAGUGAGGCUCUCUGUGGUUCUGGAAGCUCUGGUGCCACUGAAAACCCCCACAUCCUGUUUGAAAUCCAAGUACGGACGUGGGCCUCUUGGGGUAUCACCCUCGGACCUUAAACUCCUUAAGGUUUCAAGCCAGACAAGGCAAUUUUCUUCAGGCAAGACCACUAAAAUAAGAGAAGGCAAGCGAUGUAAGCGUGUGGGAAAGAAAGCACCGGAUUCUGCCACCCUCGCUUUAAAUCUUCUGAAGGGACUAAAGGGUGGAGUGCUGCAGGAGAGCAAUGCUUGCAAAGCCUCAGGAGUCCUGAACGGAAGAAUUGCAGGCAGCUCCUCCCAAGGCUGCACCACAGCACCGCAGUCCAAGGCCUUGAAAAUCAAAGCUAAGGAAGCUCCGGUGGGGAAAGCGGAGUGGAAAGAUAGCAGCACUUACCAGGAGACUGUUGGGAAGAAGAGGAAAAGAGUUGCAGAGGCGAGAGAUGCGCCGCAGAGAAAAAAAUCAAAAUCCAUUCCUGUCCAAAAUAAGACUCGACGAGCUCGGAGCACUUUGAACCUGCUGAAAUUUUGGGCCAUCAAGGUGGGCAACUCUUCUUCCGACGAUGAAGUGAGAAGAAGAGCACAGAAGAUUCUUAGAGUCAACCUGUCCCCUGUGAUCCGAAUUCAGCCCUUGUCCCACUCUCACAGCGUCCCCUGAGUUUCUUCACUUGGUCACUUUUUGUAAGUAAAUAUGAUCCUGGCACCGGAGCGUGGUGAAGUUUGAGAGCAACUUUGGAUUUCUGGUGUCUGGUGACUGUACAUCGACCAACCUGCAGACGGAGCAGCCUGCUCUUGUGCUGCUUCUGGCUGUCCACCACCACCACUGUGCAGAACUGGCUGCACGAGUACAGAACCAUGUUUAGGAAUACGGGAUGGUGCCUUUGGCCCACCGUGAGCCGAGCAGGUCAGAGCGCCCGCCUUCUCUGGUCUCUCUUCUAAAUGUGGCAGGCUGUGCUCUCACUGCAGGGUCAGAACACAUGACUUUCUCAUGACAUGGAUGCACUGUGAUAUUGCUCUUUUUCAAGCUGUACAUUUACUGGUUUUAUUUUGAUCAAAUUUUAUAACUUUAUAUAUCCAUAUAUGUGCAUAUAGCCCAGGAACUGUGGGAAGAUGCACUUCCUCCAUCCCUCUGGGAUUGGGUUCGAUAGCUUUUGUUCCCCCUUCCUGUCAGCCAGUCUUUUGUUGAAGGUGCUGGGAUUUCGUUGUGUUUCAGUGUUGUGGCAGUCUGAUCUGGGUGCUCUUGGAACAGCUCAGAAGCAGGCAGAGUUAUAACCACUUGAAAAUGCCAAGCAGUCUGGAGAAUUACCAGCUGGUAGUUGGUACUGUCAUACCUUUUUUAUCCUCGAGAUGAUACUUUUGGUAUUACCUCUUCCUGAAAGUGGGGGAGUGCUACUGCGCUGUCGCUUGCAAUUUUGCUGGAUGUUUCUGGGUGCUUCCUCUAUUAAUUGUAACAGGAGUUCUGAACUCAUCUAGGGGGUUUGCCUCCAAAGAGCAAUCCUACUGGAGCCCAGUGUUGUUCCUCCCUCUCGUACCUCUGUUGCAAAGGUAGAAAAUGAGCUGUGACUGUUACAGCCUUAGGGCUGGAGCUGCUGAUCGGGGUUGCUUGAAGUGCCCUGCCCAUGAUGUAGCUACUGUUGCUGGACACGUCAGGAGCAGGUUCUAGGUGUUGGUAGAGAAGAUGCCCGCUGAGUCUGAAUGUAUUAGAUAAAGCUCACCUGUCUCAGAGUUCAGUGGCAUCUGUGAGCCUGAAUCACUGAAGAGGUGGAUUAUUGAAAGGUAUAAACCAGCACUUACGUGUGGAGAGUUUGUGGGGAUGUCUGUCAGUUUGUGGGGAUGAAGCAAUAGGAGGGGAGAAUCACUGCAUAAUGAUGGAUAGCAGCUUUGCCAACCUCUGGGAUGUUGGGAGAAGGUAUGAGGCAGGCGUGACAGCUCAGCAAAGGCUCUGCUGGUCCCCAGGAGCACCACGUGCCACUGCAGCGGGCUGUGCUGCUGCCUGUGCUUGGGCAGGCAUGGUUUGAAGCUGAGUGAGCAGCACACAGCAGCUGUAGGGGCGGCACACGGGCAUGUACACAUGGCUGUGAUGGGAUGUCAGUGGGGUAUGGCAGUCUGGCAGCCCGGGGAGAGGGAGUAGUGCCUGGCUGUUUGCCGUGCUGCGUUCAGGUCUCUGCAGCAGCAGGCUGGUAAUCCACUCAUUCUCUCACCAGCUCAAAAUACUGAUUGUCUGACCUAGUAAUCUCUGGGGACAUUGGUGGAAGGGAUGAGCUCUCCAGGGAAGCCACAGCUUCUUACGUGUCAGCUCUUCUCUAGCACCAGUCUGGAUUUCAGUGCUUAAUAAAAGGGGUUGGUGUCUGAUCGCCAGCUCAGAGAGCAAAACUGAGGUGGGGAGAGGAGAAAGGAGUUUCACUAGGGAGUGAGAGGGCAGAGGAGCUGGUGUUCUGGGGCACAGCUCAGGCUCAGCUCUCACCCUCGGGAGAUAAUGGCUGGUCCUGCAUCACACGCUCUGCUUCUGGGCAGUUUGACUGUGUGCAGCUGACCUGCUGUCAGACAUCACAACUUGCAGUGUUCAGGACUGACCUGUGAAUGCCGCUGGUUGGCUGCAGAGCAGGAGGAAUGUUUUCUUCUCCUGUGUUUUAAAAUGCCCUGGCAGAGAAUCCCCUUUCCUGACAUGUUCUGGAUGAACAAGAACCCUCCAUCACUGCUAACUGGCCAGAAAUUACUUUGUCCCUUUUGUUCCCACCCCUUCAGACCUUUCUCAUUCCCACGCUCUCAAAUGCCAGGUCUCAAAGUCCUGUGCUGGAGUUUCUCUUUCUGGCAGUGUCCCAGGGAGGGCUCUGUGGUAUCGCUGCUCUCGUGGCUCCUCCGUUCCCAGCCCCAUAUAAGGGCACCAAGAGCUGUCCUGGAGCUUCUUUGUGCAGCACGAGACCUCCCAGCAGUGUGCCUGGGUUCCACUGGGAAAAGCAGUUGCUCAUCCACAGGGCAAAAAAAAAAAAUUAGGGUGACAUUGUUUUUCCUCCAGUGCGAGCAGGAAGCUGAGCACCUGAAGCCAGCUGUCUGUUGCAUCCCUCGCUUUCCUUCUGUUUCUUUGCUGCACUGCUCUCUGCUUCCCUGCUCUUCUGUCACCUCUUAUUUCAUGCUUUGAGUCUGUGCCAGCUGAGGACUUGCCUUGUGCUGCGUUGCACAUUGUGCAGAGCACAGUGCCUCAGCUCCACCUUUCCAGGCACUGUGCUGGAUAGAGAUGUUAUCUUGCCCAGCAUCCUUCCCCGGCCACCAGUGCGAGCUCUGCUCUGCUAGAAAUGCUUUGUGCUAGGGCUGCAUCACAGAAUCCUGCAGGAACGGGAGCACCCUGUAAUGCUGUGCUCAGGGACCUGCAGGUGGUCAGUCCUGCCUCUGUCAGCAUUUCUGUGGCACAGAGCAGCAGGCCUUGAGCUUGCAGGGCCGUGCUGGAGCUCUCAGGCUUGCUUUGCGUUUGCUGAAUUCACAUUGUUAACACCGGGUCUCUGCCAUCCUGACGUCUCCUUUUCCCCAUCACAGAUGAGUUUGGAACCUGGCUGGAAGAAUGGCAGCUCAUUUUUCAUGGAGGGGCUUUGUGGCCUCUGGUGCCAGUGUCAGCCAGUGCAGCCUCGCUGUGACGCCCUGGCAGAGGCGGCGUUGCCUGCAGGCUCUCCACAGCCCGUCUGUGCUUGGUUCUGCCAUCCUUUGUCUCACGCUGUUCUCACGGCUGCCUGGAGCUCCGGGAAGGUCGGGGGGUAUCAAACCCCUUGGCCCUACCAGAGAUCUCCUGAGGUCACUUCCACCCUGUUUGUUCAGUGACAGUGUUGGAUCGUAUGCCUUCCAGGGACUUGCAGCAGCGCUGGCCGCGCAGCGUGUGGAAAACACGUUGCCUGCAGUGUCCUGGUCUCUCCUGACAUGCCGUAUGCAGGUUGCUCAGACCUGCUUCUGUGUUAGUCUCUUUGAAUUCAUCCAAGUGCCUAACCUGGCCUGUGCUGUCCCUGGGCACCGUGACAGCCAAGGGCUGUGGAGACUCUCUAAGGAAUGCUUUUACUGUGUGGAUUUCUGCCACUGUCACUUCUAGUAACAAUUCAGGCAGCGGUCAAAGGGCUGUUCUUCAGACUGAGUUUGUGGAAAUCAUUUUUCUUUUAUUCAGCUGCCAAGAAGCAAGAGUUUAUGCUUCGCUUCCACCAGACGAGGUCUGUGAGCUUCCUGCAUGCUUCAGAUGUCUGUCAGUGAGGUCCUUGGGGAGAGCGGCUUGUACAGCGGGGAGCACACAUCAGACACCAGGCUGAAAUCACAGUGUUAAUUGGUAGAAAUGUUUUAAAACUCGUGUGCGCUGUGAUCAGAUUUCACCUUCUGCUGCUGCUUUCAACUGGAGAAGUUUCUCCUUGGCCUUUUUCCUGCAAGCCAUGUAGCGUGGCACUGCUGCUUCCAAACUGUUUGCUUUCCCCCCAAGUGCCAGCUGCAGUAGUGUCCUUGUACAGAAUUUUGUAAGCACUUUUCUGUGAGAUAAGGGAUUAUUAUUAUUACAGAACUCCUGUUCUGUAGCCCACUGGUGGUGUUUUAGCAUGGAGAGCUGUGCUUGGGAGUCCUUAGAGCUGCACUGGGUUGGAUGGGGGUGGCCCUUUGCCUUGUCAGCUGUGCAGGCUGGGACCAUCUGAGGACAGAGCUCCUGGGCUGUGUGUGCGGCAGUGCUGAUGGCUGUCAGCCAUGGCUGAGCAUCUGUGGAUGUGACGUUCUAGCGCUGUGCUGCCUGCAGAGCAGUAGCGCUGAGGUUGGACCCCUCAACUUGCCUGGGAAGGCAGAGGAUCCCUUAGGCAGAAGCAGAAGCUGGGAUUUGGGGAAAACGAAGAUCCAGCAGUGCCUGGCCAGCCAGCUUCUGCUGCUGUAAGAGAUCUUCAGGGCAAGGGAGCCGCGCGUGCAGUGUCCCCAAAGCAGAGCUUCCACUUACCAGCCAGUAGCAUGAUGCUGGGCACAGGAGCUGCGGUUCUGCAGGACCUUGUGGGGGUGAAACCAGCACUCAUCCUUGUCCUCCAUGAGCUGCUGAGCUGUGGGGCCACAAGGAAGGCGCAGCUGCGCCACAAGUUCCCCUGGCGCCUAUUGCCUGCCGCCCUCUGGAAGAACUGGGGGGGAGAGUGAGCAUCUGAAAUGACUUCCCCCCGUGGGGAUGAUUAGGCCUUGCCCCCAGGGAGUCCCUUAAAGGCCUUAUUAUCCUCUGGGACUCUCUCCUUGUCUUAAUUAGCCCUUCUGGUUCCUGUUGCUAACGGCAGCCCCUGUGUGAGUUUGGUGAUUCCCACGGACAGUGAGGCACGUGGUGCUGCUGUAAAAGUGGGUGCUGCAGAGCUACUGCCAAAACCUGUCAUUCCCAGGGCACAGCCUGCAAAGCAGGGCGUUGGGAGCGUGCCCCCAUUCCCCAUCAAGGCCUGGGACGGGAUGAAGUCAGGGAAGACACUCUGUGUGGUGUGUAGUGACAUUCCCUCCUUGCGGUUCCCAGUGCAGCAUUGCUGGGAAACAUUGCUCCUGGAGCAGGGCACGGCAGGGAUGCGGGGGUCUGUCUCAGCGCAGCCUGGCUGCAGCAGCUCCUUCUCCAACCAUCACCUCUGAGAGAACCACCUCCACAGCUCAGCACGACCACCCUGCCCUGGCCAGGACUGGUGCCACCAGCGCAGCCACCAACGGUCCCCAACAUUUGGGAACCCCAAGUGACACGGGAGCAGCAAUGUGCCGUGCCCAGGCUGCUGGUGCCGCUGCCUCGUCCCCAUGGCUGGGCACACAACAAACUUUAGUAUGGUGAAUUCACAACAACCCACCAUCUUGUUCUCGAGUGAACCUUAUACUGUUUCAUUUGUUUGUGUAGAAUGUUUCUGAAGGUAUAUUUAAUGUUUAAUAUGAGGCUGGGCUGUUCCACACUCAGUGUUGUAUAUUUUGGAAUGGCAUUGUUUAGUGAAAAGACAGCGUUAGUAUUAUUCCACUCUUAGGAGGGAACAGGACAAAAAACAGACUGUCUUUUUUCUUAAAUGAAAUGAACUUUUGUUAUGAAGUCCUAGCAGUUGUCCAGCCCUUCAGUAAAUGGUGCUCAGAACCA
This is a messenger RNA of Centrocercus urophasianus (Greater sage-grouse), 6744 nucleotides long. It is a transcript of the gene CCDC71, whose product is annotated as coiled-coil domain containing 71. The record is from RefSeq and is a predicted model, not a curated record. The transcript is spliced from 2 exons. Lineage: Eukaryota; Metazoa; Chordata; Aves; Galliformes; Phasianidae. The coding region runs from base 130 to 1326 and encodes 398 amino acids.